GCCGCCAUCUUGCGAGCGCCCCCCCUCAGCCCACCUCCCUCCCCCCCUCACGUGACCCGGUUUGUUGUUGUUGCGGCCUCCGCGGGGCGCGGGCGCCCGCGUGGGCGGUGGCGCGGUCACGUGCCGCCUUUUAAAUCGCUCCCGGGGAGGGGGGAGGGGGCGGCUGCGCGCUGCUGCGCCGGGCGCGAGCGGAGGGGGGCGGCGGUUGCUACUCUCCAAGAUGGCGGACGAGGAGACUCCGCUCCUCCGGCCCCGCCGCGCCGGCCCCGCCGAGAGCGACGAGCCCGUUCUGAAGCGCCAGCGCCUAGACUCGGAAGACGGCGACGGCGGCGGGUGGGGCGCGGCGGCCGCACAACGCCCGGACCGGCCCGUCGCCGCUGUAGCGGCGGAGCCCCCGGGCGAGGAGGAGGAGGAGGAGGAGGCGGCGGCGGCCGUGAUCGCUGAUGGCGGCGGCCGGGCGGAGGAGGAGGACGAGGCGGCGGCGGUGUGGAGCGGCGCGGACAAUAGGGCCGGGCUGCGGGGCCUGCCCCGGGCGGAGCCGCCUCCGCCGCCGCCGCGGCAGCAGCGGGGCCGGGGGGAGGGGGUGGAGGCGGCGCCCGGCGAAGAGGCGGCGGAGGCGGCCGUUGGCUGCAGGCGGGCGCAGUGUUCAAACGGGGCGGCCGAGGCGCCGGCCCCGCACCCCGAUAACUUCCUUUUUAGUGAUGAAAUCAUAGCCAAUGGGUUUCACUCCUGUGAUAGUGAUGAAGACGACAGAGCCUCCCAUGCAAGUUCUAGCGAUUGGACCCCAAGACCACGUAUAGGUCCCUACACUUUUGUUCAGCAGCAUCUCAUGUUAGGUACAGACCCACGGACAAUUCUGAAAGACCUGCUCCCGGAAACAAUCCCUCCGCCUGAACUGGAUGACAUGACACUGUGGCAAAUCGUUAUAAACAUUCUUUCAGAACCACCAAAAAGAAAAAAACGAAAAGAUAUUAAUACUAUUGAUGAUGCUGUGAAACUUUUACAAGAAUGCAGAAAAAUAAUGGUCUUGACUGGAGCUGGGGUGUCUGUGUCUUGUGGAAUACCUGACUUUAGAUCAAGAGAUGGCAUCUAUGCACGCCUUGCUGUAGACUUCCCAGACCUUCCAGAUCCUCAAGCAAUGUUUGAUAUAGAAUACUUCAGAAAGGAUCCCAGGCCGUUUUUUAAGUUUGCAAAGGAAAUCUAUCCAGGACAAUUCCAGCCAUCUCUCUGUCACAAGUUCAUAGCUUUGAUGGAUAAAGAAGGAAAACUACUUCGCAACUAUACUCAGAACAUAGACACAUUGGAACAGGUUGCAGGAAUCCAAAGGAUAAUACAGUGUCAUGGUUCCUUUGCAACAGCUUCCUGCCUGAUCUGUAAAUACAAAGUUGAUUGUGAAGUUGUUCGAGGAGAUAUUUUCAAUCAGGUUGUACCUAGAUGUCCCAGAUGUCCACCUGAUGAACCGCUCGCUAUCAUGAAGCCAGACAUAGUGUUCUUUGGAGAGAACUUACCUGAGCAGUUCCAUCGCGCCAUGAAGUACGACAAAAAUGAAGUUGAUCUCCUUAUUGUCAUUGGGUCUUCACUGAAAGUAAGACCAGUAGCAUUGAUUCCAAGUUCCAUCCCCCAUGAAGUGCCUCAGAUCUUAAUUAAUAGGGAACCUUUGCCUCAUCUACACUUUGAUGUGGAGCUUCUUGGAGACUGUGAUGUUAUUAUUAAUGAGUUAUGUCAAAGGCUAGGUAGCGAAUAUACAAAACUCUGCUACAACUCAGUAAAACUUUCAGAAAUAACAGAAAAGCCUCCACGAACGCACAAGGAGCUCGAAAUGCACUCAUCUGAGCUACCGCCUACCCCUUUAAACAUUUCAGAAGACUCUAGUUCACCAGAAAGAAUGACCCCACCAGAUACUUCGGUGGUGUCUUCAGAACAGCCGGCUGAAUGUAAGGUAGAAAACUGUGACCCUGCCUCAGAAAUUAAAGGGACCUGCACAGAGGAAAAGAUUCAGGACACACAAACAUCAUCAGAAAACCCGGAAAAUCCUACUAGUGAACUAAUGAACUCUGAAACAAUGAAGGAAAAUGGAUCUAACAAUGGAGAAAAUAAAGAAAAAAAUGAAAUAUUGAAGAAGUGCUGGGUAAACAGAUCUGCAAAAGAACAGAUUAGCAAAAGGCUGGAUGGUACUCAGUAUCUAUUUUUACCACCAAAUCGCUAUAUUUUCCACGGGGCUGAGGUAUACUCAGAUUCUGAAGACGAUAUCAUAUCUUCUAGCUCUUGCGGGAGCAGCAGUGAAAGUGGUUCAUGUCGUAGUCAGAGCCUAGAUGUGGAGGAUGAGAGUGAGAUGGAGGAGUUUUACAAUGGCAUAGAGGAUGAGGAUGCUCCAGAAAGGGAAGAGGAAGCUGGAUUCGGGGAGGAUGGAGUUGAACAAGAUGAAUCGGCAGCUGAUGAAUCAGCGUAUACAAGUGAAGCUGCAGGGACUGAUCACCCGAGCAACAAGUUGUAAAGUGAUCACUGACUGGUUACAGGAACUUUCCACCAGCAUUAGGAGCUUUGGCAUGUCAGAAUGAAUGUUUACGUCUGAAUUUAGAGCAACAAAACCAUAAGGAUGUAGUGUUUAUAAACAACUAAAACAGAUUUUCAUGCUUAGUUUUUUACCUUUUUCAAUAAAAUUCUAUUACUGCGCACUCAACACUAACUCAUCUUUUUUUUUAAGGUACUAGGAAUAUCUAAAUAAUUGUCACUAUGUUCACUUUUAAGUUCAUCUGUCUGAUCAGGCAUCCAUGUAUAUAAUACAUAUUUUUGCUUAAUGAAUUUCAGCUUAUAUUAUUUUUAAACAGUUUUGAAAAAGCCAUUGGAAUGUUAAACUAAUAUAAAGGGAACAGCUAAUUUAGACCAAAGAAUGGUAUUUUCACACCUCUUGCUUUGUAACAGUUUGGUUUAUUUAAAAUCUUCUUAUGCUUCUGCUAAACCUUUCAUUUUUGCCUAGUCUGUCAUUAAACACUGGCAUUUUCUAAGACCUACUGUGGCAGCUAAUUUUUUGCUUUAACAGUUACUUUGUAUGUUUGAGACAUACUUAAAUGUGAGUAGAUAGUUAAAUGGAAACAAGACAGUGAGCACUUGAGAAAUCCUGUUUUUUAGACUGAUCAAGAAGCGCUGUGAAAAUGCUUUGGUAACUGAGUUUAAUACUUCCUGUGGACAUGAAGCGACGUUGACAUUGGCUCCUUAGCAAAUAUAAUACUGGCAUUUUGAAGAAAAUGGAUCCCCCGUGGUAGAAGUUUUUCAUGUUGUAUACAAAAGUCAACUAUAGCGCAGCUUGCAUUACAAAUAGCAUUUGACAAAUUGCCAAGGCUCUGCUGUGGAAGCUAGGCUCAGUUCAGAACGGUGUUUCUACCAGCAUGUGAAAAGGCGCAAAAAAAAAAAAUAAGCUCUUCCUUUACACUUACUGAUGCAACAAAACCUGGAGAAACUCACUCAAAUACGGAGAGCGUCUGCUUACACUGCUGAGUGGCUAAAACACAGACUAGGAACCUGAUCUGGAAUCACGCUGUUUUGAGGUCAUGCCUGAGGUUGGGAAAAUAACUUUCCACUUGCUAGCUCCACCUUGCAUAUUAAAAGCAAAGCAGCUACUCAAAGUAUUACAUUGUAUAGUCGAGUGCUAGGCUGCCUUAGAACUGGAUGUUGCGAAUUUUCAAGUGCGGAUUGUUUCCAAGCCUUUAGAACUAUUUUGUAAAAUUGCACAGUGCAGUAGUAAGUGAAACAGCAUUUUUCUAUAAACCACUUUUUCAACAUUGGCCCAAAUGAACUCUACGGUGUAGAUUAUUCAUAUACUUUGCUUUACUAUUUAUUACAUUUUGGAAGAUGUAUAGUAGCUGUUCUUUGAAAAUAAAAUACAUCACUUAAUAAAUAUUUAAGAACAGCCUCCUGUAUUCAUCAGAAAAUGUUGGCAUGUUGUCUCAUUGUCCAAAUUUAAUACAGCUCUUAUUUGGCUACACUAAAGAAUGCAAUAUGUUUAGUUUUCACUUGCAUGUCACAAUGUAUUAGUUUGUGCUAUAGGAGAUAUUUUAAAUUGAAAUACUUGUUUUAAAUUAUUUUUACAGUGAGGAUUGUUUUCUGCUCUUUUAUAUUGUAUAUAGUGUCUUUUAUGUAAUCUACUGGCAUAUGUUUUGUAGAAGACUGUUUAAAAUGACUGGCUAUCUUCCUGCAACUUUUGAAAUACAAAACCAGUGUUUUAUACUCGUACACUCUGUUCUAAAGUCUAUUAAAAUUGUCAUUUGAUUUCUGGUUUCUGUUAAUUUCUAGUUAGAUCUUAAAAACUUAGCAAAAGAUGCCCUAUAAACUCAAGAUGUACCCUAGCUAAUGUAAGGCGUUAUGUAGUAAAUUCCUUUUUUCCAUCUGCCCCCUUGGAAAAAAAAAAAGCCUGACCGAAGCUAGUCUGCACUGUGAUUGGUGAAACGACCUAAACCACAAUGCAAUGGUGUCCUUCAGAAAACUACUUUUCUCCUUCCAAACCCUUGGUUUGCCUCAUGGCUUCCUGGGGGCUGCAGCUGUGCUGACCCCCCCCACACACUGCAAAGAUCCACUCCUGGUGGCCUCCAAGGGCCAGGGCCCAGUUUAACUGGUUUUCUACUAUGUAACACCUGACUAUUUUGAGGAUGCCAUUGUACUUCAAAACCACCAUCAAAUACAUGUUACAUUUGUAGUAGGCAAAAAAUUGUUUACAAGAAUCACACACUUGAGACAUGAAAUAAACUAUUAAGAAUACUAAGAAUUUUUUACACAGUUAAUGUUUCCCUAUCAAUUGCUUAUUACUCUGAAAUGACUUGAAAGCAUUUUUCCUCUAGAAUAAAAGGG
Messenger RNA from Chroicocephalus ridibundus (black-headed gull), 4842 nucleotides. RefSeq names its product sirtuin 1 (gene SIRT1). Lineage: Eukaryota; Metazoa; Chordata; Aves; Charadriiformes; Laridae. Bases 221 to 2494 code for a protein of 757 amino acids. Gene Ontology annotation, molecular function: p53 binding; transcription corepressor activity; histone deacetylase activity, NAD-dependent. Gene Ontology annotation, cellular component: nucleoplasm; rDNA heterochromatin; nuclear inner membrane. The record is from RefSeq and is a predicted model, not a curated record. The transcript is spliced from 9 exons. Gene Ontology annotation, biological process: negative regulation of DNA-templated transcription.